AUGACAGAAGAGAAAUGUGAGACAGAAUGUUGUGAUAAGGGAAUAUUGAUUGAAGACAAAUGUAUGUGUGACAUAGGAUCUUUUGGAGAGGAUUGUCGUCUUAAUUUAUAAGAUAUUUACAUCGCCCCUUAUUAUACUUUUAUUGGGAUCUAUUGUGUUGCAUUCUUUUUCGUAUUACUCGUAACUAUUAGAUAAUUUCAAACUUCUUUAAAGACUCAAAGAAUUCCAACCUAUUACACAUGUUUUCAAUAUGCCUAUGCAUUGAUCGGAUCUCCUCAGAAUUAUAUCUUAGUCUUAACAAUGGUGUUAUCAGUCUGUAAAUUGAUAUGGCUCAUACUUGAUCCUUUCGAAAUCUAUAGAGGGUAAACGACAGUCAUCGAGAGACUGCUGGCAGAAGUUGUAUACACAAUACUGUUUUAUAUCUACGGUUGCUUAUUGAUCGUUUGGUAUACGAUGUACGAUGAGAUAUCAUAUAAUAUUUAUCAAGGAGAAAUAAAAAAGCCAAGGAAGUGGAUAUUUACUUACUACAAGGAGGCAUUAAAACUUCGAUUGUUUAUUGUGUUGCUAGUUUAGAUAACAGUAAGUACACUAAAUGGUUUAAGGAAAGGAGUGCAAUACCCAAUUUUUUUGAUGGUAUGCUAUGUGUUUUUGAUGGCAAACUUCUUUUUGUUCAUCAUAGAGUUUAUAAUAUACGGGUCAUCAUUGCAAACCUGCAUAAAGGAUUAGAUCACAAUAUGCAGGUCAUAAUUUAGAAUACAAUUUCAGGGAAUGGAACAAUAAUUUAAAUUGCAAUUAUAAAAGGAAGAGAGUAUGAGCAAAUCCCCAGAGUCAAUUUUAAGAGUUGCCAGGUUUUCUAGGUAGGUAAGUAUUGAGGAACAGAAGAAAGAAAUUUAGGAUGAAGUAAAAUAGAUGGAUGAACCAAAAUUAAAAAUAGGAUAAACAAAAAUAAAGUCUGUAUCAUUUGCACGAACAUUUGUGAAAGGAUUUAGAGGAUCAUCAUUAUUUAGAUAGGAAAGUUAGAAACAAUUGAAGUCGAAUAAGUCAAAUUAAAAAAAUUAGGAUCUAAACAGUGAUUCAUCUGCAAAGGACUUAGAUAAUCAGUUUAAAGAGGAAGCAACUGAUGAAGAAAUUAAUAGUUGUUGUUUGAAUGAGAAUUAAUCUAAUUCAAUGAAGUGGGAGAAUGAGAAGGAUAGAGAGGCUUAUUUAGACACAAUAAAAAUGUAGAUCAAAGCUGUUAAGGAGACAAAAGACACUGCUGAGAAAAGAAAGGAAUCAUUACAAUAAUAAUAAUAAAUGUAAAAAAUAGUAAGAGGAGAAUAAAAGAAAUUAAGUUAUGUGGGGUCGAGUUAAUAGGAUUACAAAACAUCAAUUCAUUAAUAAUCUGAUGAAGAUUAAGAGAAAUUUAAUUUGAAGUCAUCUAACUUAGCUAUUGAUAGACAAAUCUUAUUUAAGAUUUAAUUAUUAGUUUACUUUGGCAUAAUAUUGGAAAUUCUAUUUGGAGGAUUGAGCAUAGCCGUUUUGGUGACAGAUUUAAUUCGUGAUCCGAUCGGAGUAUUGGUGUAUUUAUAUGGAUCAUCAACAUUAUAAUUUUUUUCUUUGAUAACAGUGUUGAAAUUAUUUAGAGAUAUUAAGAAUCAAGAAAUCAAGAAUCUAAUUUGGAUAUAAAAGGUGGGAAAUCAGAAGAAUAAGAUCAAUUAGCAAUAUAUGUUUUCAAUUCCUGAAGAUUAAAAAGAAGAUGUAUAGAAACUGAAAUUCGAACAAAGAAUUAAUAUGAAUACUUUAUAUUGA
Paramecium tetraurelia is the source of this 1788-nucleotide messenger RNA. RefSeq lists its product as uncharacterized. Lineage: Eukaryota; Ciliophora; Oligohymenophorea; Peniculida; Parameciidae. The record is from RefSeq and is a predicted model, not a curated record. The transcript has 4 exons.